Molecule: messenger RNA, 1729 nt
Organism: Ilex paraguariensis (yerba mate)
Lineage: Eukaryota; Viridiplantae; Streptophyta; Magnoliopsida; Aquifoliales; Aquifoliaceae
Source: the annotation of a GenBank genome assembly
AUGGAAGAGAAUUUGGCAGAUGACGAUAUCGAAAUCGAAUUAGCACCUAUAGCUGUCCAGUUGGCAUAUGUUCAGCAGCUCCUUGGACGCACACAAGAAGCCAUUGAAUCCUUCACAGGCAUUAUCAAGCGAAAUCUGGUGGAUGAACCCUCCAUUGCUGUGGCAAUAAAUAAUCUUAUCGCAUUGAAAGGUCCCAAAGAUGUCUCUGAUAGCCUAAGGAAACUUGAUCGGAUAAUGGAGAAAAGCAAUGGACCACAGAGCUUCCAGUUUGCUCGUGGACUGGACUUGAAGCUUUCACCAAAACAAAGGGAAGCGAUUUACAUCAAUCGGGUGCUGCUGUUACUUCACUCUAAUAAAAUGGAUCAGGCUCGAGAACUUGUUACUGUGUUGCCAGGCAUGUUUCCUGACAAUGUGAUGCCAGGGCUGCUUCAAGCUGCCGUCUUUGUGAGAGAGAACAAGGUUGGAAAAGCUGAAGAAAUACUGGGGCAGUUUGCAGAAAAGUUCCCUGACAAGUCCAAGGUGGUUCUCCUUGCAAGGGCACAGGUUGCUGCUGGUGGUGGUCAUCUUCAAAUUGCUGCCGAGUCUCUUGCAAAGAUACCUGAUAUUCAACACAUGCCUGCCACAGUUGCCACUCUUGUCUCUCUUAAAGAGCGGGCUGGAGACAUUAAUGGUGCCGAUGCCAUCUUUGAUUCUGCAAUCAAGUGGUGGUCGAAUGCCAUGACUGAAGACAAUAAGCUGAAUGUCAUCAUGCAAGAGGCUGCUUCUUUUAAACUCAAGCAUGGGCGGAAGGAGGAGGCUUCCAGACUCUAUGAGCAGCUUGUUAAAAGCCACGGAAGUAUUGAGGCUUUGGUAGGGCUAAUCCGGACAGCUGCUCUUACAGAUGUUGAGAAAGCGGAACUUUAUGCGAAACAACUUAAACCGUUGCCUGGUUUGAAGGCAGUUGAUGUCGACAAUUUGGAGAAAACUUCUGGCGCAAAGCAUGUUGAAAAUGGGCCUCAACUGGGCAUCACUGAACCAUAUGAAACCAAGAGCAAAGAGAAAGCAAAGAAGAAGAGGAAGAGAAAGCCGAGGUAUCCAAAAGGGUUUGACCCUGCAAACCCGGGUCCUCCGCCAGAUCCAGAACGGUGGUUACCUAAGCGGGAGAGGUCUAGUUACAGGCCAAAACGAAAGGAUAAGAGAGCAGCUCAGAUUAGAGGUUCUCAAGGCGCAGUAGCUAAAGAGGCUGUCAAUGUUGUGAAUUCAAAAUCGAACCAAACAUCUAGCUCCAAAGGAGCAUCACAGAAUUCUGUUGCAGAGCAAUCUAAGCCUUCUUCGUCUAAGUCAUCAAGGAAGAAGUCCCGAAAUUAGCUGUCAUGUGCCCAAAUCGAUGUGACCUAUUCAGCAUCCAAGAUGAUCGACAGCUGAGGCUCUGAAUUGUUUGUUAAGUGCACCAAGAGAUAGUCCCAUUGACAUUUUUGGUCUGUAGUUUGUAGUUUUUCCUUCCAAGACUUUUAGGGUAAUCUGAGUGUUUUUUAUUGUUAAGCAUGGUGAUGAGCUUUGAAUCAACUAACCCUGCCCCUUGUCAAGAAAUUAAGGCAUCAAUUCAUUGAGUCUUUCUUUUUGAUCAAUUUUUUUUGUUAUUUUCCGGGGAAUUAGUUUUGAGCCAAGUGGUGUGAGGGCGAAGAAAAGAUCAUCUAGUACAUCCCAUUUUGCAUCCCCUCUAGCAGCGUUUUAUAUGUAUUGAGAUGGG